This is a messenger RNA of Zasmidium cellare ATCC 36951, 684 nucleotides long. RefSeq lists its product as uncharacterized. The transcript is spliced from 2 exons. Bases 1 to 684 code for a protein of 227 amino acids. The record is from RefSeq and is a predicted model, not a curated record. Lineage: Eukaryota; Fungi; Ascomycota; Dothideomycetes; Mycosphaerellales; Mycosphaerellaceae.
AUGAUCGCGUUCAACUCGCUCGCACUACUCUCUCUUGCCGCUGCCGGUACUCUCGCCGCCCCGGCUUGGGGAAGCAGCCAGUGCAUGACGGACGAUCAAGCUAAUGUGGUGGCUGAAAAGUACGGCGAGCUCAUCGCCAGCUACACCGACGAACUCGCCAACGCCAUCCUCACGGAAGACUUCACCGACUACUCAGAGGGUGUGAACACACUCAUCAACACCUGUCCGCAGGGCAGUGCGGCGAUGACUCUUCCGCUGCUUGCCCCCACUUUCACCAGCCGCGAGCAAUUCGAGAUUGGUCAAGGUCAGCAGCCUCAUAUCAACUUCAAGCAGUUGAACCUGUGGAACGCUUGCAGCUCCGUCAUCAUCCGAUGGGAGACGACCAACACCGCCAACAUCACCGAUGUCAAGCCAGUCAUCGGCCUCAUCGUCAUGGACACGGUGAAAGCACCAGCCGGUAGCCAGUACCCAUUCCUCAUCACCCGCGUCUACAGCGAGUUCGACGCCGGCGCUUGGCUCCAAAAUCUCCAGGAAGCUGGAAUCUGCCCCAAGACAGACUGCGGACCUGACGGACCUGCCCCUGGCACUCCAGCUCCUGCACCAGCCGGGACAGAGCCAACCACAACCAGCACCAGGCAACCCUCAGCCGAACCCUGCUCCAGCGCCACAGCAGCCGCACUCUGA